Molecule: messenger RNA, 3263 nt
Organism: Fundulus heteroclitus (mummichog)
Lineage: Eukaryota; Metazoa; Chordata; Actinopteri; Cyprinodontiformes; Fundulidae
Gene: cdh15
Product: cadherin 15, type 1, M-cadherin (myotubule)
Exons: 14
Coding region: 201-2609 (802 amino acids)
Biological process (GO): calcium-dependent cell-cell adhesion; multicellular organism development; homophilic cell-cell adhesion
Cellular component (GO): catenin complex; plasma membrane; adherens junction
Molecular function (GO): cadherin binding; calcium ion binding
Source: RefSeq, a predicted model, not a curated record
UGUAGGAGACAGAUGCUGGGAGAGGGAAGUACGGGCAGGCGCGCACAGUGGAGGGACAGAGAGAAGGAAAGACAGAGAAAGGUUAGGAAGUUGAUGUGUUUUAGCACUUUUUUCCUGUGCUGUAAAGCCACAGAGGAGGCUCAGAUCCAGCUGUGGUCAGAGGUGUGUGCAGAGUGAGGUUCAGAGUCCUGGUUAUCAGGAUGGCUGUGUGGAUGUUGAUGAGCUGCGUGCUGGGGCUGCUGGUUGGUCAGGUCUGCAGCUCUGCAGAGCAUCACCACCGUGAUGCAGAGCAGGACCCUCGGACCCUUUACCUCUGGAGAAAUCAAGGAAACGGGAUGAUGAGAGUCAAGAGAGACUGGAUCAUCCCCCCCAUCAGAGUGUCAGAGAACAGCAGAUCCGUUCCUGAAGAUCUGGUCCAGAUCAAGUCUGACAAAAUCUUCUCAGGAGAGGUGAUCUACAAGUUAGAGGGACCAGGGGUGGACCAGGAGCCCAAGAACCUGUUUGAGAUCGAUGAUAAAACGGGAUGGAUCAGGAGCAAGCGACCGCUGGACAGAGAGCAGCACCGUAGCUUCACGCUGAAGGCGUUUGCGCUGUCCCCCAGUGGAGAGAGACUGGAGAACCCGACAACCAUCGAGAUCGUGGUGCUGGAUCAGAACGACAACAAGCCCCUCUUCACUCAGAAGCAGUUUUUUGGGUCGGUGCCAGAGUUCUCUGUCCCAGGCACACUGGUGAUGUCAGUCUCAGCCACAGACGCAGAUGACCCAAUGACAGAAAACGCAGCUCUGGGCUUCUCCAUCGUUGGCCAGGAGAGCAUUCCUCCCAAUGCUGUAAACAAGACUAUGUUUGGCAUCAACAACCAGACAGGAGCCAUCUACACCAGAGACGUGGGCCUGGACCGAGAGGUGGUGAAGGAGUUCAAGUUAAUGCUACGGGUUGCUGACAUGGGCGGCGAUGGGUUGACCGGCGACGCUGUGGCCAUCAUCUCUGUGUCUGACAUCAACAACCAUGCACCCCAGUUUCACCCUGCCUCGUACAGCAUCAAAGCACUGGAGAACCUCUACAAUGUUGAGAUUGGCCGAGUGAGUGUGACGGACAGAGACGAGCCGGGAACAGGAAACUGGGAGGCCAAAUACAGCAUAUCCAACGACCCGCAUGGAAACUUUGCCAUCCAGACGGAUCCAGUCACCAACCAGGGAAUCCUGAUGGUGGUGAAGCCCCUGGAUUAUGAAGUGAAAAGGGAGCACACUUUGGUUCUGGCGGUGGGAAACGUCAAUCCUCUGAGCAGCAAGGCUCCCAACUCCCCACUGAGUUCUGCCACAGUUUCUGUCACUGUUAUGAAUGAAAACGAGGCGCCGUAUUUUAAGGAGAACCCCAUACGGAUCGAGGUCCCCGAAAAUGAGAAACCAGGGAAGCUGCUGAAAAGCAACAUCGCCUCGGACCCGGACCACUCUGAACUCAGAUUUGAAAUAAGCAAAGACCCAGAGGGGUGGCUGAGCAUUGAUGGAGACACAGGAGACAUUUACCUCAGGAGAUCCUUCAACAUGAGAUCGCCGCAUGUCCAAAACAACAUCUACAGUGCAACUAUCACAGUUACAGAUGCCGGCGGUGUCUCAGCCUCCGCAGCGGUGAACAUCGUCCUGGAGGAAACCAACGACUUCCCUCCGCAGCUCCUCCCUUUGAGCAGCUCCUUGUGCACCGGUGGCAGCAGAGCGACUCCUGGUCUUUUACUGACGGCUGUGGAUGAAGAUCGUCCUCCUCACGGCGCCCCUUUCCAUUUUCUCAUCGUUGACUCUUUGUCGUUGAACUGGACCGUCACCAAAGUGAACGAUACCCAUGCAGUCCUCAGCCCCACAGUGGAGCUGGAAGCUGGAGAGUAUGCAGUCGUCGUGUGGGUGGAAGACUCUGGCAGCCCAUCUCACGGCGCUUUAACUCAAGUCAAUGUCACGCUGUGUCCCUGCGACUCCUACGGGGACUGUAGAUCUGAGUCUGGGGCUUUCUUGGGCUCCAGUGUGGGAAUCAGCUUCAUCGCUUUCAUCAUCAUCAUUGCAUGUGCUGUUCUUCUGCUGGUGUUGCUAUUCCUGGCGGUGGCUUUAAAUGCCUGUGGACGGCGUCACCACAUGAAGAGAGGAUCGGGUCUGCUUGUCGGCGAGUCAGAGGACGACAUACGCGACAACGUCCUCAACUAUGACGAGCAGGGAGGCGGAGAGGAGGAUGAGAAUGCGUUCAACAUUGACCUGCUGUGGAACCCCCGUGAUGCGCCUCCCCCUCCGUGGUCCUUCUAUCCGGGGUCUGGCGUUCCUCGAGGCAAGCAGCCCCUCAGGAAGGACGCCCCACAUAGCCUGCCCUCCCCCAUCUACCCCCGGCGGCCUCCUGCAGAUCCCACUGACAUCGAGGACUACAUCAAUGACGGCUUGGAGGCUGCUGACCAGGACCCCAACGUGCCUCCAUACGACACGGCCCUGAUCUAUGACUACGAGGGAGAGGGCUCAGUGGCCGGCAGCCUCAGCUCCAUCGCUUCUGGCAGCUCAGAUGAAGAUCAGGACUACGAUUACCUCAACGACUGGGGACCACGGUUUCAGAAACUAGCCAACAUGUACGACCCACGUUAAAGGCCGAAAGAACGCCACAGAACAAGACUUGUGGAGUUAAGGGCACACGCCAUGCCUGAGGUGUUUUUUUUUUUUGUUUUUUUCCCCCCAUCCUCUGGACAGAUUUUAAACUAAUUUCAGUCCAGCACACAUGUCCUGAGAAAGUGAAUGGGUCUUGAAUUACUUGUGCCUUAUUAGUUUGUUUGGACACAACUUCCAAGGCGACUUGCUGCAGCUUUCUGUAAAAUAAUUCACAUGCUGAAAGAAGCUGUGCGUGUUGCGGUGCAGCGUCUGCUGGUCUUCUGCAGAUCACGGAUGAGGCACACAGACGUUUUUUUAUGCAUUUCUUUUUUUUACAUGUGUAAUUUUAUAAGAUAAAUGUUCAAUGUGUUGCUUUUGUGCUCUUCAACAAACCCUCCAUUCCAGCAUUUGUCAAGCCUUUAAGGGAGGAAUCGUCAAACAGUAACAUGCAAUAAUCUGCAAUAGCUUCCCUGAAGUUAAAGAGAUACAUUUUUCUUUUUCUACAUGUUCCCCUACACUCUUUACUGGUCUUUAAAAUGAAAUCCUAUGUGUUUAUUUCUUAUAAAACUGGCUUUACUUACUCAUGUGCAUCUGUGUAUUUAUCCGGUACGUCGUCUGUAUAUAGACCAAUAAUAAAUACAGCCUGGAAAGUGA